This is a messenger RNA of Prunus armeniaca (apricot), 630 nucleotides long. The record is from the annotation of a GenBank genome assembly. Lineage: Eukaryota; Viridiplantae; Streptophyta; Magnoliopsida; Rosales; Rosaceae.
AUGGCUUCUUCAGUUUCGAUCCUUCUCAGAAGGGCCUCAGCCCCAACCCUCUUCUCCAAGCUCUCCAGCCCCAUUCGCUCUGCUUCAGUUUCUCCCCUUGUCUCUCGCUCCUUCAACUCCAACGCCCAGGUCACAAGCUACGAUCAAGAUGAUCGUAGUAUCCCUGUUGAUCGCAGCACCACCGACAGGUCUCCCUCUCGCCGCCGUGACUUUGGCCCCACUUUCUUCUCAGAUGUGUUUGAUCCAUUUUCACCAACAAGGAGUCUGAGCCAGGUUCUGAACAUGAUGGACCAGUUCAUGGAGAACCCAUAUCUUGCAGGGUCCAGAAGAGGCUGGGACGUGAAGGAAAACGGGGAAGCUCUGUUUCUGCGGAUGGACAUGCCAGGCUUAGACAAAGAGGAUGUGAAGAUCUCGGUGGAGCAGAACACGCUGGUUGUGAAAGGUGAAGAUAAAGACUCGGAGGAUGAAGAAGGUGGAGGCAGGAGGUUCUCUAGCAGAUUGGAUCUGCCUCCCAAUCUUUACAAGCUCGAUUCAAUUAGGGCUGAGAUGAAGAACGGGGUUCUGAAGCUGGCGAUUCCUAAGGUGAAAGAGGACGAGAGGAAGGACGUCUUUGAGGUUAAGGUCGAGUGA